Molecule: messenger RNA, 4663 nt
Organism: Styela clava
Lineage: Eukaryota; Metazoa; Chordata; Ascidiacea; Stolidobranchia; Styelidae
Product: zinc transporter ZIP13-like
Biological process (GO): zinc ion transmembrane transport; intracellular zinc ion homeostasis
Cellular component (GO): membrane
Molecular function (GO): zinc ion transmembrane transporter activity
Source: RefSeq, a predicted model, not a curated record
UUUACAGAAUUAUAAUUUAUGUUAAUUUAAGAAUUUGAAGUCAUGAUGCUGUGGGCAGUUUUAAUGCUUGUGCUUGUGCAGAGUUCGUAUUGUAUUAUUGGUAUACACAGAACCAACACUCUGAAACCUACCUGUGAUAAUACAGAAUGGGUGAAAUCAGAGAACGGAAAUGUUCAUGAAUUAUCAGAAAACUGUGCUUAUGUGUUAUCUUCAGUGGAGUCAAAUGUGCAAAUGGAGACAUUUUAUGAAACAUGGUUUUUAAAAUAUGAAUCUUUGAUAUAUUCUAUAAUAAGUGCUUUUAUGGUCGGGCUAAGUGGAAUAUUACCGCUUAUUAUGCUUCCAAAAAUGAGUGAUGGGUCUAAAUGUCUUAACCGCCUCCUUAGCUUUGCAGUUGGAGGUCUGCUCGGGGAUGUUUUCCUUCAUUUGCUACCAGAAUCGUGGAAUGCAUUGCUCAUGUCAGAAUCUGACCAUAAAAGAUUCCAUACUGCUGCUGUGUUCAACGGAUUUUGGGUGUUAGUCGGACUUAUCUUCUUUUGGACUUUAGAAAAAAUGUUUUCUAAGGAAUCAGAAGCGACAGAAGAAGUGAAACCAACGUCAAACGUAUCUAACGGAGAUAUAUCUCAUCAGAAUUGUAACGGAAAUAACAACACUAAAGAAUGGAAUAUAGAAGAAAAAGAUUGUUGCUGUGGCGAUGAUAAGUUGAUCGUGCAAAAUGGAGUCCACAAAGUUCGUUCAGAUGUCAAAGGUCAUUCUGACAUUGCGCAAUCAAAAUCUAAUGUUAAAAUGGCUGGAUAUUUGAAUUUGUUGGCCAAUAUUAUUGAUAAUUUUACACAUGGUUUAGCCAUCGGUGGGAGUUAUCGAGUCGGGCGAUGGGUUGGUAUUCUAACAACUCUCGCUAUUUUAUUGCAUGAAAUUCCUCACGAACUUGGGGACUUUGCAAUUUUGCUUCGAGCAGGCUUCGAUCGCUGGCAUGCAGCGAAAAUGCAACUCAUGACUGCCACCGGAGGGCUUUUUGGGGCAGCAUUUGCCCAUAUUGUGGGCGCUAACACAACUUGGGGAAUAUGUAUUUUGCCCUUUACUUCAGGGGGUUUCUUAUAUAUAGCUUUAUGCACUGUGGUGCCAGAUUUGCUAAAAGAAAAAUCACCAAAAGAAUCCUUUUAUCAAUUUUUAUUGUUAUGUUUAGCCAUAGGCAUAAUGGGCCUUGUCAGUAUUAUAGAAUAAAAAAUCUUUGUUGUUCAUUUUUAUCCAUUUUUCGUGCCUUUAAAAAAUUUAUUCCUAUGUGCAGUGUAUUAGAAUAUUUUUUCCGCAGUUUUCUUAUCUUUCAAGUCAAGUAUUUUUUUUGAGUAGUAGAAUUCUUGUAAACUGUUUACUGAGUAGGAGCGCAGAGUAAAGCUUCAUAAAUUUCUAACACUGUUUUAUUUGUUAUGUUCAUUUGUUGUAAGCUUUUGUCUAUAGCAGUGGUUCCCAACCUGUUAUGGCCCCCUUACGAAGGAUUUUAGCACCCGUGGUCCCCUUGUUAAUUAUUCCAAACAUAGUAGCAAUGUACACAAGUAAAAUUGGAGAUUGGUCUCAGAUUUGCUUCAAAUUGCAUUUAUUUGUGUAAUUCCUGAUUGCUUGCAAGCCAUAAUAAUACCAAACUAUUGAAUAUGUUUAAAGUUAGAAUAAUAAUAAAAUCUUAUAGAAGCCUUUUUGUUCAUAGUCUAACGAAUCAAAUAGUCUACCGCAAUGUUUCCCAACCUUUUCCAGUUUGCCACCCACUUUUAUUGUCAUUUUUUGUGCGAACCUCAAUGAGAUGUUAAUAUAUAAUAAAAGAAACAAUGUAUCCCUAUGCUAUUUACUAUUAAUGCGAAACUUGAUCUUGCAUAUUUGAUAUUAUUAGAUCAAGUCUGAUAACAACGUAUAAUUCUAAUUGUUACAUUGUUUCAUAAUUGUUACAUACUGAUAAUGCCACAAUUUCCAGAUUUAAUCGAAAACUGUAUGUAACAUUUAGAAAUACCUCGCGGCCCAAAUAGCACUGGUUAGGAAGCCUUUUGACCUUUAUAUCUAUGAAGCAUGUUUUUUUCUUUUGUGUUUCGAGUGAAUGAAGAAGAGAGUUUAUUAUUAACGCAGAUGUUUUUUUUUAUUUCAUCACCAUUUUAAUAACAUGAACUAGAAGCUUUAUCUUUAUCAAUAUUGAACUUUUCUUUCAAGUUUAUUGCUCUAUGCAUUUUAUUGAACUGUUUUAAUGUCGUUUUAUUGUUGUUUAAAUUUCAGUUGCAGCCAUUGCUAAAUCAGUAAACUUUGACCUUUCAUGAAUGGAAACUUUUGUAGAUAGUUUUUUGUGUGAUAAAUUGCUAAAAAAAUGGUUAUAUAGGUAAUUGGAAGCAGUAUAAUUCUUAAAAAUAUUUUGGCUUCUAAUUUUGUUUCACAUAAAAAUACUAUUUCCAUGAGUGCCAUGGUAGCUAGUUGAUUGAUAUGAUAAAUUUUGGAUCUUUCCCAGUUAUCCCUAACCCUCUACGCCAGGGGUGGGCAACUUCUCUAGUCGGCGGGCCAGAUGUGGGAAAAUGAAGUUUUCGGUGGGCCGGAUUAUAACAUGAAUAGCAUUCAAUAUCCUAAUCACAUAUUUAUUCCCUAAUGCAAGGAAGAAAAUUAUAAUUCGUGUUUAAAGUAAAGUUUAAACUACAAAAAAAUAGAGAUCAAAAAAACACAUAUAUCAUGAUGUACUAAAAGUGUAAUAAUGUGAUAUCAUAAUGUACUGAUGUACAGUCAGUGGGCCGGUCAAAAUCUCAUUGCGGGCCACGGGCCGUAUGUUGCCCACCCCUGCUCUACGCUCUACUAAUAGUAAAAAAACUCAUAUAUUAGCCAAAAAAUGGUUUGGCUUUUAUUAGUUAGUGUGAGUAUUCAUAUAUUAGUGUGUGAUAACUGGAAGGAGGGUUAGAAUUUGAAUAUCAAUUAAAAUUUGGGAAAAUUUUGCAGAUAUAAAAACUUUUUCUAUACCGGUAAUAUUUUUCAUGAUUUUGGUAAAAAUUUUCAAAUGGUAAGAUCAAGUGUAUCAUCCUACUGUUAGGUAGUGGUUGAAAUUUUAUGAAUAUCCCUCAAACUCCCAUCAAGUUUGGUUAUUUGGCAACCCUUCUGAUUUAAUUCAUGAAAUUCAAAUAAUAAACACCUCCCUUGAACUCAAAGUAUAAUGAGUUCUAUAAAUUUGUUCUCCCAGACACUUUGUAAUAAUGAUAACAAAAAAUUCUUCAGAUUGGAGAACCAAAUGUCAUUUUCUCCGAACCCAUGUUCAUUUUUUAGUAUUGUGCAAGCGGUUAUGCAACUUUUGUUUGUUCAUGAAGCAGUUGUUUAUUGCAUUGUUUGUUAAUAAUGCUUACUUUUAUUAUGUAAUAAUGAUGCCCUGACUUCGCCAAUAUUUGUUUGCAAACAUUGCAAGCUGAUCAAGCAUUUCUGCCUGUUAAAGAAUUUUAUUUAUUUUAUUGCUCUGAUUAUUAGAGUAUCAAUAAUAACCCGCUAUCCUUAGACCAGAUAUGUCUCGCUUUAGUGACUCAAAUCAUCUGUGGUCCUGUCCUAACAGCAGUAAAGGGGACUUUUUCAAAUGUUUAUUUAGUGUUUUAAGAGGGUCAUGACACAUGGAAAAUUAUAUUGUAAUAUUCCAAUUUAAUUUCAUAUUUUGGGAGCAUCCAAGAAUUUUCAAAGCAUGGUGGGGGGGGGGUUUGUCUGAAGUUUCUAAUUUCCAAGUUUGACCGCAACAGCCAGCGGUUUGGGAAAACAUAGUUUUUCGGCAGUCUUGAGGUUACAAAAAGCGUUUCAGGCUAUGAAAAUUACUAUGUAUGAUACAAAAAAAUAAUGCCUUUUUUAUGUUCUAUUUUAAAAGGCGGGGGGUUCCAACCUGCGAAAUCGCUUCUCUGGUAUGCUCUUGUAUCAUAUACGUUCAGUUUUAACUUAUUAUAUAUGGUUACAAUCAUAUAUAAGGGUUUGAUUUUAAAGCAACUGAACAAGUGAACUGCCAAUCAAGUGUAGUAUAUCUUGUGUAAAUACUUGAUCUUCAAAUGAUUUUAAAUGUCUUUUACCCCCCCCCCCCCCCCAGAAAAAAAAAUUUGUGUAAUUACCAUUUACUUAUGCUAAAAUAUACAUAAUGUGAGUGAGUGUUCAUAAUGUCCUGUUACAUUCAAAAUUAUUAAUUAGGUUAAUUUUCAAAAUAUUUUAACCAUGCACUAUAGAAUUUCUCUAAUUACUGUUCUUUGGGCCUGAUAGUAUAAUUGGUAAAUUAUUAAAUCAAUUUCAAUAAAUCUACUAAAAUCCCCCCAUUUUAUGUACUAAUGCCACUUUAGAAGCCAGUAUUGCUACUUCAAAAAUUUUGAUCAAUUUCUAUUUUAGUAAUAAGUGCUUUAUUUAUUUUAGUGAUUAUAAUUGAGGUUGGCAAGGGCUGGUACUUGUGCCUUAGGCUAUUUUGCUGUAAUUGUACAAUCAAUUCUUUACAUGUGUUAUUAUAAUUCAGUUUAAUGAAUGUUUUUCUUGCAAUCGCUUAAAAUGUUUUAUUUAUCAAAAUGACAGUUGUGAUUGGCCUUAUAUGUCUUAUAUCUGGCACACCAUCCUUUAUGACCUUGUUUUGAAUUAUUUCCGAAUCCCAAUUUUUAAAAUUUGAUAUUCCAGUUUUAUACUUUAAAAUUAUAUUUGAUUUGGA